CGGUCCCUUUAAUAACAAAGUUCGACGAGAUUACCUAACUGCUCUUCAGCGCUUCGUCUUCGUGGCUGUAUAAUAAAAAUGUCUCUACAAUACAAUGUUUUCAGGCAAAUGCGAGUGGUAAUGUCUCCGCUGUCAAGGAAAAUGGCCUCCUCAGCUGGUUCCUCUGAUGGAGAAGCUUGUGGCAGAAGUCAGCCCAAGAAAGCCAAGACUCCCAUUGGCAAACUAGAUGACCAGGAGACCCCAGCUGGUCAGCACCCAUUCCAGGAGAAAGAACCGUUAGCAGCAUUCCCUGACAAUGUCAACCCAAGCACGGGGGAGGUAGGAGGCCCUCGGGGACCGGAACCAACGCGCUACGGGGACUGGGAACGCAAGGGCCGUGUCACUGAUUUCUAGUCUGUGGCAGUGGGUGGUUUGCGGGUACUUUGGAUUGGAUAAGGUCUCAGGGAGCUGUUAAUGAAAACAAAGCUUGGUCAAGAAGAAAUGUCAAAGAACAGUCAGACUGUUAGCUGGUAAAGGUGACUACACAGAAACUUGAUAAUUAUCACGAUAUUACUUAAUGUACUUUUAGUUUGUAACUGAAGAUAUGUAGGUAACACUUUAAUGUUUCUUAAAUCCUAAAUAUUUGACAUUUAUUGAACAGGUGCUUUUUUUGUCUUUGUUUGAAUAUUUAUUAAUUUCUUUAUUUUCAUUUUUGAUAUAAAAAAACUGCAAUUGGAUUUUUAUUUUUAUGCUUCCCAAGGAGGUGUUUCUCAAUAUUGAUUCUUCACUCAGUGAUAAUGACUAUCCAUGGAAGUCAAUACUUAACUCUAAAGUUAACUGAUUUUGAAGUGUGAUAUUUGUUUUUAAAAUUCACUGUACAUAGAAUUAUGAAGAGUUUUUUGUUAUAUUUUGUUUGUUUUGGUUAAUUUGCAGUGCCUGUUGUUCUGUGCAUUGCUAGUCAUGUCUAGAAACUUAUAUUUAAUCUGUAAAUACUAUAUAAAAGAUAAUGAAAGGGUUUCGAGAUUG
Molecule: messenger RNA, 1005 nt
Organism: Penaeus chinensis
Lineage: Eukaryota; Metazoa; Arthropoda; Malacostraca; Decapoda; Penaeidae
Product: succinate dehydrogenase assembly factor 4, mitochondrial-like
Exons: 4
Coding region: 79-393 (104 amino acids)
Biological process (GO): mitochondrial respiratory chain complex II assembly
Cellular component (GO): mitochondrion
Source: RefSeq, a predicted model, not a curated record